UUCGUGUGAGGACAUUAUGCUAAUGUCCAUGAUGUCAGUCGGACUAGCGGGUAAGUUCUAGUUCUCGUCCUCUGGGCGGACCGUCGGUGAGUGUACUGUACGCGUGUAGAUAUAAAAGAGAAGGAAUAGCGCAGAAAGACAGAACAGUUGCUACAUGUAAUUGUAGCUACAGUGUAGCUAGUGACCGGAAGUGGGCUAUACGCGUCUCUCCCGCUCGAAUCUAUAACAAUGGCUAAGAGCGAAGCGCUUCCCGAGUUGUCUCUGGAACUGUGGGAGAAAGGAUGGGUGAUCUGGUCGCAGCAGCGCAAGCGUGCGCGCAUGGCGCAGUUUAUUAUCGACCAUCUGAAGCAGAGCAGACUUGCACAGUGGAUUGACAUCACGAAGGGCAAGUUCCAGCUGUGCAACUGGCAGGACUUGGCGCAGGAGUGGUACAGCCAGAAGGAGAGAGGGUCGGACAUCACGGACGCGACGAGCAUGCUGAGGAAGGGACUCCCUCGUGCAUUUCCCGGUCUCGUCGAGAUCAAGUCGGAGGCGGUGAAGGAGGGCACGCAGUAUGUGAAGAGAGUAUUCCAGGCUAACGACAUCUUGUUGCAUGAUGUGUUGCGUUGUGCUCUACAAGCUGAUUUCCACCACCAGGAUGUCCCGAGCUCGUCGGGAGAUGAUGAGAAGCAGAUCUUGCAUGGUAGCAUUCGGCACACUCAGUCGGCCGGCGCUCUCAUUGGUUCUAUGACAACUCAACCCAAGAUGUAUCAUGGCUCAUUUUCUCAGCCUUCAUUGCCUCUGACUCACGGAUUCAUUCCUGGACAUCCCGGUCUCCCUCUUGCACUUAGCCCUCAGAUCGGGUCCGGGUUUUCGAUGCAACAAGAGGGAGACAUAGCGUUCUCGGACAUUCCUUUUAGUCAACACUUUUCAAGUCUGAUGAACAAGCAGGGGGUAAACGUGAACAGUCCGAUGAUGACCGACUACCAACUGGCUUCAGCUGAAUCGAGCAGCGUAGCCACAACACGUACAUGUCAUGCAGACUCAACGUGGAGCACAGACAGCGCGAUUGAUUCUAUUGAUACAGACGAGAUACUGCGGGCAAGCUUAUCUCCGGUUACUCAAGUCCAGAGCCCAGUCACAGUCACUUCAGGACAAUCGCCCUAUCGGCCACCACCAUUCGGCGGUUGCCUCACAAACGAUCUCUACAAUCCGGCGUUUACUGCCGACUGCUACAGGACAGGGAUGAGUCCGAUACCCGAUGAAGACGUAUCCACCCUGGCCGAAUCUGUGUCCACACUGAGUGACUCUGUGAAUGACUCGAGUUAUCCGGUUACUCCACAGCCCGAUCAAUCACAAAUCCAAGUGAUGCAAAUCAAGUUGUCACCAAAGAGAAGCCCCCUUAGUGGAGGCGAACCUAUUUACUUGUUUGCAGCAGGAAACGAGCCUUUUCCUGACGGGCCAGUCACUCUCAUCUUUUUCUCUGUUGCUCAGCAGAUGGCGCACGAAGUCGAGAUGAUGAGAGCGAACCCGUUCACAUACAUGGGAGCCAUUCCAUCUCAUUCUCAUGCCGAAAUUGUCAAUCUCCACGUUGUCUUUGAUGGUAUCCCGGUGUUGGAAGAUGAGUUUGAGUAUUAUGAUGCCACGCCCCCACCGUCUGACUUUUUGACGGGCGAUGUUCAUCAGCAGUUGUCGCAGCUUCACUUUCUGUUGGGUGAGGUUCUGCAGACGGCAAACAUGGCGAGUGGAAGCGGCUCUGGAGGUGCAGUGUCACAGCAACAGCUAUCCGUCAUGUUUCAACACUUACAAAGUCUACUGCUGUUCGUUGCUCGUCUGGGUGUACCAUCUCUUGCUCGUCUCCUUCUUCAGCUUCCACACUCCGGAACUGCACUACAAGGAAAAGGCAGCGACGGUUUACUACCAGAAGAAGUGGCCAAAACUCACGGACAUCUCACUCUGGCACAAUGCAUGCAAAACAUCAGGGAAAGGGCUGAAAGUGAGUCGGAUACAGACAUUGAGGAAAUACUCAGCGUGUUGGGUCCAACAGUCACCAAAGCUUCAGAUUACAUUGUGGCUGUUGUGUCUGCUCUUGUUCGUGAACAACGAGCUGCAGCUGAAUUGAAGCGUUCGACGACACCGGAAUCUAAAGAGAAAAGUCGACGUACAGUUGAGGAGCAUUGCAUUCAGAAGGUAGUGAGAUCACAUCUCACCAAAGUGCAAGAGAAGAAAUAUGCAGAAGUGGUGAAGGACAGAAACAACUUGAAGACAGAAUGUGCGACUAGACAGAAACACGAGCAAGAGCUGGAGCAAGAAAACAAAGAGCUGAACAGCCAAGUGAUGAGCGUACAUUGCGACAGACUUAACCUUCUAAAGUUGGUUGCAAGAUGGCAGAUGAAGGGCAAGGAAUUGCUUCAAUACAUCUCGAGUUGUAGGAAAUUAGAGGCUCAGGCUUCGACGAUGAGAGAGCAGAAGAAGCAGGCAAUAGAAGAGAGAGACGAAGUAAGGAAACAAAUCGGGCAGUUGCAGGAGGACAAGGGAGCAUUGAAGGAAGAACUGAAUCAAGUACGGAAAGCGAACGACGAGCUGAUGGAAGAAAGAGAGACGAUGAAGGAGAGCAUGCAAGAAGCAGAGGCUCUACGACAGAAGUACAGCCAGCAGAGCGAGAGAGAGCGGCCGAUGGACGAAUGGAAGAAAUUACUAGCAGACAACAAGAAGUUACAAGAAGAAUGUCAUGAGAUGCGGAUGGCACGAGACAACAGCUCGGGAACGAUCAGCACACUUGCUCAAGAUUGCGAGAGCCUGAAGGCGCAGGUUGUGAUGCUGAAGAACGAGCUGAAGGCGUGGAAGGACGAAGCUGAGAAGAUGUGUGUGGAGGACGAAGAUGUUGUUGAUCUUCCGUCGCUUGCUAUUCAUCCGUUGCCGUCGGAAGCUGAGACUGACUCUGCGGUUGGCACUUACGAUGGACAAUCGAUCGGCAGCUCGAUGUUGUCUGACAGGUCGUCUGUCUGGUCUACUGGUAGUUCUGCUCUGUUGGGUGAGACGACUACUACUGCUACAGGACAUGAACGACCAAGGGCCCCUAGGCAGUUGACGCGUAUUCCAUCUUUGACCAAAAGCAAACCUACCAGACAUGUGAACUUAGGAAAAGCAAGAGCUCUUGCUGACCUUGGACUGCAAAUUGAGCCUGCCUACCAUAUUACUAAUGUUAUAGUGGGGCAUUCACAAGAACUGCAACCUGGAGACAGAAUUAUGGAGAUUAACGGCCAGCCAGUUCAGGCAGCCAGUGUGAAAGACCUCAAGAGGCAGCUCGAGUCAACUCUAAAGAAAGGAGAUCUCAAACUUCUAGUUCAGUCGCCAUUUUCAACGCCAAGCCACACUGCAACAGACACAAGAACUUCAUUACCUGCACAGAGACCUCGCAGUCUUGGUUUUCAGAAGCAAGGCUCGGACACAUCACUGCAGAUCCAGAAGGGCUCGACUAAGAGUGAUGAUGCAACAAAGGGCACGUUGUCUCCUGCUGUUUCAGUUCCGUUUGAUGAAAAACUUUCAGCUCCUCGUACGAUUGUGAUACGCAAGCAGGAGAGCGGCAGUCUAGGAUUGAAAGCCAACGGAGGCAAUGCAGUUGGCAUAUUUGUGGCAGCUGUUAGCGAGUCAGCCGCCAGUCGAGGCUUGCUUAGGAUGGACCAAUUGCUUGAAGUGAAUGGCAGGGAUGUGAGGCAUGCCACAACAGAAGAAGUAAUCUUGUUGAUCAAGGACAUCGGCAAUGAUCAGACAAUGCAGGACGUGACUGUUGUUGUGCAGUAUAAUCCACACAAGUAUCAAUGUCUGAAACAAAAUCUAAUGCAACACGACUCAUUCUACAUUCGCUGUCAGAUGCCUGUGCUGUCCUUCCAUGCAAACGACCUGAAGAUCAACUUUGGUGACAUCCUGCAUGUCACUGACUCGUGGCAGUCUGAAAGCACAUACCUUGCAUGGAAAGUGAAUAAUGAUGGAACAGAAUCUGUAAAGGGAACUAUUCCUAACGCAACAAAAGCAUGUGAAUCAAGAAGACAUGCUGAUGUGAAACCGUACCAGAGAGUUAGUUGGCAGAAAGCUCACAUUUCACGACCCGUUGUGAUCAUUGGAAAGCUUGCCGGUGCUGUUAGAGCUCAGUUAUUGCAGGCAGAGCCUACUCUCUUUGAGAAGUGCAUCACAAGAACAAAUAUGGGCGAUGCUCGUGAGCUACGUUCACAAUUUGAGAGGCUGAAGCUGGUGGAGUAUACGCAGAAGCAAGAGAGCGAAUUUGUUUGUGUGACUGUUGAUGAUGUCCAGAAGGUUGCUCAGCAGCACAAACAUUGUCUACUCGACGUCAGCAUGUUUGCCAUUUCUCGACUCCAAGCUGUCGACCUUCCUCCCAUCGUUAUUUCUCUCGAGUCAAAGUCUUCUACUACUCCAGUGCCAGACUUACAGGAUACUCAUGCAAUAAUUCGUGGUGAUGACAUCAUCGAUCUGUCUCAGAGAGUCUCUAGAGCUGUUGCUCACGAGCAAUUGCAACCCGUCUGGCUGAGUGUAUGACAAGCAGACUUUCGAUAGAAGAAUCAGGGUUGAGAUCGGUUUUCAUUAAUUUGAAUUUUUAGUUUAUAUCAACUGUUUGAUUAAUAUCAAUUUAUCAAGUUUAGUAGAAAUUUAGACAACACAGGUUUAUCAAACAUUAGCUGGUUAUACCGUAGUUUUGAGUAAGUUGUUAUUGUAUCACAGGUUACAGUUUUCAUUUGAACUGUUUAUUUGAUUGA
Molecule: messenger RNA, 4751 nt
Organism: Corticium candelabrum
Lineage: Eukaryota; Metazoa; Porifera; Homoscleromorpha; Homosclerophorida; Plakinidae
Exons: 26
Coding region: 229-4533 (1434 amino acids)
Biological process (GO): negative regulation of hippo signaling
Cellular component (GO): plasma membrane
Molecular function (GO): protein binding
Source: RefSeq, a predicted model, not a curated record